AUGAAGGCCCAUCGGCUCCUUGCCUUUUUCGCAUUGGAAGCCGUUGCAGCGCCGCCGGCGUCCAAUCUAACGCUGGCUGUUCUCGGCGGCCGUCCAAGUCCUAUUGUCGACACGGCAGUCAUCGGCAAGAGAGUGUUUGAUGCCAUUUCAUAUGACAGCAAACCAGCGAGCGAAGGCAGCACAGCUUUGCCCCGAGAUAUUAUUGAACGUCUGGCUCCCGAAAAUACACAAACUAUUUCUGCUGGCUUAGCUCCCAUUCACAAGCGAGACGCCUGUGAACGCUCCUAUUUUACCGACGAUGAAGUUCUCUUGGCAGAAAGCCCGCUGACCAGUCCUCCCAGUGAAGAGGGAGGGCUUACCAUUCCAAAAGAACAGAUGGCAAGUCCAGAGGAGGUUCGAGCAUCCCAGGUAGCCGAAUCCGUGUCGGAAAAGGAGUUUGCCGAGCUCGCAGCCGCUCGUGAACUGACUGCUUUUGCAAAAGCGACGUGGUCACUGGAUUUGGCUGGCGUACGCAAAAAUCUGCUGGGAUAUAAGCCGCUUGCACCGGAAUCCCCUGCACUAAGGCCUCUCAAGUUGGGUUCAGCUGCUCCUUUGUUUAUUAGCGGUGGCUUGUGGGUUGCCGGAGUCCUCCAGUCUUUCAUCAAGGACGUCUCAGCGCUCGACAAAGCUGCGGCUAUUACAUCUAUUAUCCCGUUUAUUGGCUGUGGAGUAAAUGCGGCGGCCGACAUGGAGAAGGGCAGCUUUGACGACAUUGAUACAGCCAUGUGUCUUAUCGGCGACGGACUGUUGCUCAGUCCACUUGCUCCUGUCGGCAUUGUUAUUCAUGUCGUUCGGGCUAUUAUAGCCCAGUUUAAACCACCGCGACUGCCUGACCAAGAAAGUCUACAAAAGGCCCGCGAUGACGUUUGGGCCAAGCUCCUUGAUGACAAGGUUUACACAUAUAUCUAUUCGGAUAGAUAUUUGUACCCAGAAAAGGGCUUCCGAGAUAAAUUAAAUAGCUCUCUUGCUGUCGAGUCCCUAGCCGUCCUGUCUACAGCCGCACAGAGAAUUGGCGCGGUUCACGCAAGCUGCAGCAGGACCUUAUUGAACGCUAGCAUAUCUGCCGAAGAGAAGGCUGAGAUCCAGAUCGAGGCCCAGCAAGCGGCAAGUAAGAUUCGAAGUCGUACUUCAAUUGAGGUCAUACGCUCGCAGCGCCAAUUAUUGCUGGAUAUACCAGUUCGCCUAAGGCAGAAUAUCGAUCUCUCUCUGGAAGCGUUAUCCAACGGAUAUAAUCAAAACUUUACCGCCAAGCUUACAUCUCCCGAGAUGGUUCGCCACUAUACGACAACUUUUAUUGGAGAUCUUGGGCUUCUCGGAGACCGACUAGAUGAUUCGGGAGACGUCUACAGGAAGCUAAGCGAGAUCAGCACACAUCUAAUUAAUACUCCGCCAUCUUUGCCUAGUCUUUUCGAUAUUGCCUACAUCACGGGACAGUCAAAGGGCCUCGAAGGAAUCGAUCCGCUGGUCCUAUCACCGCGGCGUUUUAUAACGUAUCAAUUAACCGGACUAUCAUUGCACAAGCUUAAUAUGCUCUCACUACACCACACCCUGGAGGUUGCGCGAUUGCUCCAGGGUAAAACGACCAUGGAUAAGCUUUCUGCGCUCUGGCCAUCCAAAGAUGCAGAGGCUGUUCAACAGCUUCACCUCCUUAUUACCAUGAAAUACGGAAGGGUAUAUGAUGAGUGGAAGAUGAAAUGGGCCAAGAAGGAGUUUUCAGGCGUCAUGGCAAACUUGAUUGACGCGCAUUAUCCUGGAGCCGUGCGAUUCCUCACGCACCCGGAUAUUCCUCCUGUCGGGAGCAACCCGGACAACCCCCCUUAUCUUGCUCUCAUCAUGGGACUAAGCACGGAAGUUGUUGACAAUCUGCUGGAAAAUGCUGACUUGGAACAUAUUGAUAUGAGCCAAGUCAAAGUCCGGGUCCAACGACUGCGAGAAAUGUUGAGCAGCACCAAGUUUCAGGAGACCAUGUUGAAGCUUCAAAUGGCAAGGGUCAAGCAACAGCCUCAAAAUUCCUGGAAUGCUACCAUGGCGCCUGCCCAUGCAACAGACAAUAAGACCAUUUGA
Messenger RNA from Metarhizium acridum CQMa 102, 2103 nucleotides. RefSeq lists its product as uncharacterized. The record is from RefSeq and is a predicted model, not a curated record. NCBI's taxonomy places the organism in Eukaryota, Fungi, Ascomycota, Sordariomycetes, Hypocreales, Clavicipitaceae.